AAAAAUUUAGAAGGAAUAUAACAACAGAAGAUAAACUGAUAAAGUAAAGAAGGGGGAAAGAAAAGGAAGAGAGAGGAGAAAGGCGAAUUGGUUUCGCUGCGCGACACCGUCUCUGUAGCUGCUUUACUUUUCUUCUACAGAACGCGUGUUAAAAGCCAAAGACAGAACAGGGAUCCGCUGGGAGUCAAACCCACGCCACGCCAUCCCCUCUUCCCUUCUUUCCGACACAACCCUCCUCCUCUUCUGUUCUGGAAAGGGAAUGGCAGCGGAGGCGGAUGUUGACUUGUCAAGUCUGCAGUCUCAGCUAAGUGAAACUAAUGAAAUUUGGAAGGAGGAGAUGGAGCGAAGCCAAUCCCAAGUAGAUGUAUUACAAACCAAAAUAAUGGAGGUGAAGGCUAGCAUUCAGGGGUCUGAGGGAGAAUCAAAAAUGGAGUUAGAGGUUCUUUGGCGAAGGGUAAAAGCUACUGCAACAUUGUUGACGUACUUGAAAUCUAAGGCAAGAGCAAUAGCCAUUCCUGAUUUGGCCCAUACAUCAUGUGGCAUCAAACAGUUGGAAGGGGUAGGUCUUGUGGACAAAAAUGGCAUGCCAUUGUCUAGCUGGUCCAGGAGUGUUGAUCUUUCUUCAUUUGACAGUCCAGAUGAAGAAACAUUGAUGGGAAUUAGUAGAGAUCGGGGUUCUUUAGAUGAGCAAGAUGGAGCUUAUAUUGGUGAGUUGCUCAAGUCUGUGCAGAUGGUCACAGAUGUAAUGGAAGUUCUUGUCAAGAGGGUCAUCAUGGCUGAAUCAGAAACUGCUAUUGAGAAAGAGAAAGUAACUUCAGGUCAUGAAGAAAUUAGAAGGAAGGUAAUCCAAAUUGAAAAUAUGUCUUUGAAGUUAGAAGAGAUGGAAAGGUUUGCUCUUGGUACAAAUGGUAUUCUUAAUGAAAUGAGGCAGAGGGUUGAGGACUUGGUUGAGGAAACAUCUAGGCAGAGACAACGAGCUGCAGAAAAUGAGCAAGAGCUUAUUCGUGUAAAGCGGGAUUUUGAGUCUCUGAAAUCUUAUGUUAGCUGUCUCAUUAGUGUGAGAGAAACUCUUAUUUCAUCAGAGAAGCAAAUUCAAACUAUUGAGAGGCUUUUUGAUCGGCUAGUUGCCAAGACAACACAGCUAGAGGGUGAGAAAAAGCAGAAAGAGACUGAAGUACAGAAACUUAUGGAAGAGAAUGUGAGAUUGACUGCCCUUCUUGACAAGAAAGAGGCUCAGCUUCUGGCCUUGAAUGAGCAAUGCAAAGUAAUGGCCCUGAAUGCUUCAAAUAUAUAACUUGAUUGGAUUUUCUUGCUCUACUGCCCGUGGUGUUGCAGUGCAACAGUGCAAGGUAGUUCAGUUUCAGCAGACCUGCCAACCAGCCAUCCAUAGGAGAAUAGGUGCAAUUGGAGAUGCUGGAUUGGCAGGUUUUCGACAGAUCAUUUCUUUGAAAAUGUAACGUACUGAAGAGCAAAGUGAACUUUAUUUGUUGUUGCAGUUGUGCUUUCAAGAACCGAACCUGUAACUGUAAGUGUUGAUUCCCAUUGUUGUGCUAUUGAACACGAAUUGCUUUAUUCCUCGUAUAGUUUUUAAGAG
Molecule: messenger RNA, 1594 nt
Organism: Rubroshorea leprosula
Lineage: Eukaryota; Viridiplantae; Streptophyta; Magnoliopsida; Malvales; Dipterocarpaceae
Source: the annotation of a GenBank genome assembly